Molecule: messenger RNA, 1749 nt
Organism: Zootoca vivipara (common lizard)
Lineage: Eukaryota; Metazoa; Chordata; Lepidosauria; Squamata; Lacertidae
Gene: ANKRD45
Product: ankyrin repeat domain 45
Molecular function (GO): protein binding
Source: RefSeq, a predicted model, not a curated record
GGUUUACAGGGGAAGCACCUGGCUGGAAGGGAGCAGGGCCCUGGGAUCGGCGGACCUUUGGCCUGAAGGGCUCUUGCUUAUCCCAGGAAAAUGGAAUCAACAGAGUCAGUGGACUUGGCAAACAAAAGUGAGCAUGAAAACUUGAAGCCUCAAGAGGAACAAGCAACUUUCAAUCCUCUCCUGAGAGCUUGUCUAACUGGUGACACAGAGGGAGUACAACAAAUUUUUGAGGACCUGGAAGAUCCUGAUCAUGAAAAAGCCAAUCGGCUUUUAAUGGAAAAGGAUAUUGUGGGCAGAGGCCUGCUCUAUGCAACCUGUAUGGCUGGCCAGAGCGACGUUAUCCGGACACUGGCAAGAUAUGGGGUUGAUCUGAAGGAUAAGACGGCCAGAGGUUAUACACUCCUCCACUGUGCUGCAGCCUGGGGCCAACUAGAGACUUUGAAAACUCUUAUAGAACUGGAAGCUGACAUUUAUGCAACCACCUCCCGGGGUGAAAAGGCUAGAGAUAUUGCCUGCCGAUAUGAGCAAACAGAAUGUGUUGCAUUCUUGGAUUGGGCAGAAGCUAAGCAGAAUUUACGGAACUUGAUCUUCCAAAUCCAGACAACAAUCACUGAUCCUGAGAAAGUUCAGGGAAGGCUUAAUAAAGAAGAUAAGAAUAUUUCUCUGAAGGCCUGUCAAGCCAAGUCAGAUUGGCUUGAAAACACAAAAGAGGCUACUUUGGAAGAUUUUGUGGAGCAGAAACAGUUGCUGGAGGACAUAAUGCUUCCCAUCUUCACAAAGUUGGCUACGCCCCGUGUGCAAGAAUCCACCAACAAAAAAAUGGGAACUCCUUCAGCAGAACAUUAAAAAGUUUUCCAGUCAACAGAGAUGGCAUCUUGAUGUUCAACUGAAGUCUCAACACAAAUGCUACUAUUCACCUAGCUACAAUGUCUUCUGAAGACAGGCAACCUUUGUUCAUUCUUCUUUUUCAGAUAUAAAAUGUGACUUAACUUUAAUUUUUCUCCUUAUAUCCUAUCAUUCAGCCACCAGAUGUCCAUACUCUCUAGAGAAACGCUUGCUUUUUGUUUUACUAAGACCAACUAGUCACAAAUAAGCUUUCAAAUACUUCCUCACUACUUUGGCUUUUAAGUUGAACCUAAUAAAGGAGUCAUGAUACUGCUAUGAUUUCUUUUUAACAGACUAGAAUUCGUUUUCACCUUUGACAACUAGUGAAAUGACACACUUCCAUUUUAAAUAUAACUGCCAUGUAUUGGGAGCAAUAUUCAAUUUGCUAUUACUGCGUUGGGUCCAGUAGAACAGUUCCAAACCCUAAUAAAAUAUAUUCUCAAGUUUAUACAAUCUUAUUUUGCAUUUGCUUUAUAUGUACUUCAUUAUCUAGAGAAAGUGUCAAGCAGAGCCUUGGAAGGAGAGCAACUUUGCCUAACAAAGUGUUCUGUCCUGAAAUAACUCUCUCCACCACAUAAUAUGGCUUCACAACAGCCUUUCCCUUGUAUUCUCAGACAACUGACUGGUUUGACAGGGUGGCAAUACCAGCUAGUUGGCAUUUUAAAAGAGCGUAUUGGCAACUUGGCAAGGGACACUUCCUGGUAUAUUUGUGGCUAGAUUUUAAUUAUUUUACACAUCACAAAUUGAGGGAGAUGGAGCCUUCUAAGUAAAAGGGCAGUUAAUUCCUCAAAGUCAAUUUAAGCUGAAAGUUUUGUGUAUGUGAGUUUAUAUGUGUGUUCAUUUUAAUUUGAAUCUCAAUAAAGU